AACACGAAUGCAGCCAUAUUCGGCAUCGCGAAGCAGCACACCGGCUAGUCCCGCUCACACGCGAGGAUUCGCCCUCCUCGAUAAAGCACAGAUUUUUGGGGGGCGUAUUUAUGUAGGUCGAAGGUGUGUGUAGUUCUUCGUUUAUUCCUGAAGAAUUCCAGCUGAGCGGAAUGAGCGUCCAGUCAUCCUGAGAUUCGACGGGAGAAAAAGCCCCAACACAUCCCGCAAAGUGGAAAGUACAGAUUUGUCCGGAUUAAGGCGAAUGGAGCCGACGGGGCCUCGGGAGUGAGGAGGGGGGAGGAAACGCUGGAAACCGGCGGAUAACAGCGGGGAUAGGCGCAUUAGGGCUUCGUUUAUCUCAGCACAAUGUUGGGCACAUUUUGCUAGCUGGCUAGCUGGAUGGCUGGCUAGCAGUUGGAGUCUGGGACUUUAGAGUUCCACACGUUUUAGGCAGAUAGAUACCAACUGUGUGUAUUUAUAACGCGAAUACCAGUUAUAUUAAAUCCGACAAGUGUUAUUCCAUAUUUUCUGGCUCUGGGAGUGGUAGCCAGGCCGCUAAAUUGGUAGAAAAUGUCUGCGAAGGUGCGCCUGAAGAAGUUGGAGCAGUUGCUGCUGGAUGGCCAUCAGAAAAACGACAAGUCACUGAGCGUGGAGACACUGCUGGAUAUUCUCAUAUGUUUAUACAACGAGUGCAGUAACUCGCCCUUAAAACGGGAAAAACACGUGACGGACUUUUUGGAAUGGGUGAAGCCGUUUACAACCACUGUGAAAGAGAUGCGCCUUCACAGAGACGACUUCGAGAUGCUGAAAGUGAUCGGCAGGGGAGCCUUUGGAGAGGUUGCUGUGGUGAAGAUGAAGCACACGGAGCGGGUUUACGCCAUGAAGAUCCUUAACAAGUGGGAGAUGCUGAAAAGGGCUGAGACGGCAUGUUUUCGGGAAGAGAGGAACGUCCUGGUGAAUGGAGACUGCCAGUGGAUCACUACCCUUCAUUAUGCUUUUCAGGAUGACAACUUCCUGUACUUGGUGAUGGAUUAUUACGUUGGCGGUGACCUGCUGACGCUGCUUAGUAAAUUUGAGGACCGGCUACCGGAGGACAUGGCCAAGUUCUACGUGGCGGAGAUGGUUCUCGCCAUCCACUCCAUCCAUCAGCAGCGCUACGUACACAGGGACAUAAAACCAGACAACGUGCUGCUGGACAUGAAUGGCCACAUCCGACUCGCUGACUUCGGCUCCUGUCUGAAGAUGAUGCAAGACGGGACGGUCCAGUCUUCAGUGGCUGUGGGCACACCAGACUACAUCUCUCCAGAGAUCCUGCAGGCCAUGGAGGACGGCAUGGGGAAAUACGGGCCGGAGUGUGACUGGUGGUCUCUGGGCGUCUGCAUGUAUGAGAUGCUGUAUGGCGAGACACCCUUUUACGCUGAAUCCCUGGUGGAGACCUAUGGAAAGAUCAUGAACCACGAGGAGCGUUUCCAGUUCCCUUCCCACAUCACUGAUGUAUCAGAGGAUGCUAAAGACCUGAUCCAGAGGCUGAUCUGCAGCCGAGAGCGCCGGCUAGGUCAACAUGGCAUCGAGGAGUUCAGAAAGCACGCCUUUUUCUCUGGCAUCGACUGGAAGAACAUCCGCUACAUGGAGGCACCGUACAUCCCUGACGUCAGCUCUCCAUCAGACACCUCCAACUUUGAUGUAGAUGAUGACGUGCUGAAAAAUCCGGACAUUGCUCCUCCAGUAUCUCACACGGGUUUCACCGGGCAGCACUUGCCCUUUGUGGGCUUCACCUACACCACAGAGAGCUGUUUCUCAGACCGUGGCAGCAUGAGGGGUGUGGCACUGUCUGAUGGGGGCACCGGGGAGGAUCUCCAGGAUGGGGGCCUGCAGGUGGAGGCUUUUGAGAAGAGGAUUCGCUGCCUGGAGCAAGAGAAACUGGAGCUCAACCGUAAGCUGCAAGAAUCCACUCAGGCUGUUCAGUCUCUCCAUGGCUCUGGUCGAGGAGCCGGCACACUCGGACGCGAUAAAGAGAUUAAAAAACUCAAUGAGGAAAUCGAUCGGCUUAAAAAGAAACUGGCAGACUCUGAUAGGCUGGAGCACCAGCUCGAGGAGGCAGUGACUCUUCGACAGGACUUUGAAAGUUCCUCCACCAAACUAAAAGCCCUGGACAAGCAAGUCAAAGCCCUCAAGCUGGAGAAAGAGGAUAUUCAUAAGCAACUGGUGGAGUCUCUGGACCGCCUGAAGUCUCAGACCAAGGAGCUGAAGGACGCGCACCAGCAGAGGAAGCUGGCCAUGCAGGAGUUCUCUGAGGUGAACGAGCGCAUGGCCGAACUGCUCUCCCAGAAGCAGCGUCUGUCGCGCCAGCUGCGGGACAAGGAGGAGGAGAUGGAGGUGGUGAUGCAGAAGAUCGACGCCAUGCGCCAAGACAUCCGCAAAACCGAGAAGGCCCGCAAGGAGCUGGAGUCUCAGCUGGAGGAUGCGCGUGCCGAAGCCUCUAAGGAGCGUAAACUUCGCGAGCACAGUGAGGUUUACUCAAAACAACUGGAGAGUGAACUGGAGACACUCAAGGUGAAGCAGGGCACGGGUCGCGCCUCAAGCCUUGGUGCAGAGACUCAGCAGGAGCUCACCAAGCUCAAGUCUGAGCUGGAUAAGAAAGUGCUGUUCUACGAGGAAGAGCUGGUGAGACGUGACACCAGUCACACUACAGAGAUGAAGAACCUGAGGAAAGAGCUCCAGGACUCUGAGGGUCAGCAGCUCUCGCUGCACAAAGAGCUGAUGGUGCUUAAAGACAAACUGGAAAAGGCCAAGAGAGAACGGCAAACUGAGAUAGACGAGGCCAUACGUGCCCUAAAGGAGAAGUAUGAACGUGAACGCAACCUUUUGGGCGAAGACAACCGCAAACUCACUGCAGAAACAGACCGGCUCUGCAAUUUUGUGGACAGGCUGACUGCUCAAAACAGGCAGCUGGAGGACGAGCUUCAGGAUCUGGCAUCGAAGAAGGAGAGCGUAGCACACUGGGAAGCACAGAUCGCUGAGAUUAUCCAGUGGGUGAGCGACGAGAAAGAUGCACGCGGCUACCUUCAGGCUCUGGCCUCCAAGAUGACAGAAGAGUUGGAGUCUCUGCGUAGCUCCAGUUUGGGAUCCAGAACACUGGAUCCGUUGUGGAAGGUGCGUCGCAGUCAAAAGUUGGAUAUGUCUGCCCGUCUAGAGCUGCAGUCGGCCCUGGAAGCUGAAAUUCGUGCCAAGCAACUUGUUCACGAUGAACUGCGCAAUGUCAAAGCUGCCAACAUCUCUUUCGAGAGCAAACUGAAGGACGCAGAGGCUAAGAACAGAGAGUUAGAGGAACAGCUGGAGAACAUGAAGAAGGAGAUGGAGGAGAGCCACUCACGAUCAGACAAAGGCCUGAAACUGCCAGACUUCCAGGACUCCAUCUUUGACUACUUCAAUACCUCUCCUCUUGCCCAUGAACUGACAUUCAGAACCAGCUCUGUCGGAGAUGUGGACGCCGCACCUCAGAAGACUGACAUUCCCCCUUCCUCCCCAUCAGCAACUUCAGAACAGGAUAAAGCAAUCAAGCCUCAAGCGACCACUCCUGCUACUCCUUCUCCAAUGUAUCAGCCCACUCUCACUGCACCAAAGCCCAAAGCCCAUCAGCUGAGCAUCAAGACCUUCUCCAGCCCGACUCAGUGCACUCACUGUACUUCACUGAUGGUGGGCCAGAUCCGUCAAGGCUACGCCUGCGAGGUAUGCUCUUUCAUCUGCCACGUGUCCUGUAAAGACAACGCACCCCAGCUCUGCCCCAUUCCUCCCGAGCAGACCAAGAGGCCUCUGGGUAUUGAUGUGCAGAGGGGCAUUGGCACUGCGUACAAAGGUUUUGUCAGGAUCCCGAAGCCCACCGGAGUGAAGAAGGGCUGGCAGAGAGCAUAUGCUGUAGUGUGUGACUGUAAACUCUUCCUCUAUGAGGUGCCAGAAGGGAAGUCCACUCAGCCAGUCGUGAUGGCCAGUCAGGUCCUUGACUUGAGGGAUGAGGAGUUCUCUGUUAGCUCUGUGUUGGCAUCUGAUGUGAUCCAUGCCAACCAUAAAGACAUUCCCUGUAUAUUCAGGGUAACUUCUUCAGCUCUGAACUCCCCGAUCCGGCCGGUUCCUCUGCUAGUUUUAGCUGAGAGCGAGGCGGAGAAAAGGAAGUGGGUGGGCAUCUUAGAGGGCCUGCAGAGCAUCCUGGCCAAAAACCGACUAAAGAACCGUGUGGUGCAUGUGCUGCAUGAGGCCUACGACAGUGGCCUGCCUGCUAUCAAAACUACACUCUCUGCUGCCAUCGUAGAUCGAGAACGAAUUGUCUUGGGGACAGAAGAUGGCCUUUUUGUAGUCGAGAUCACCAGAGAUGUCAUUGUUCGUGCCGCUGACUGUAAAAAAGUCUGCCAGAUCGAGCUCAUCCCCAAAGAGAAGAUGGUGGCCCUGCUUUCUGGCCGUAAUCGCCAUGUCCAUUUAUACCCCUGGGCAGCACUAGAGGGAGCUGAGGGCGGUUUCGAUGCCAAGCUGACCGAUACGAAAGGCUGCCAGGCCAUGACCAUCGGAAACCUCCGCCCUGGCGGUCCAGCUUGUCUCUUUGCAGGCGUGAAGCGGCAGGUUUUCUGUUAUGAAAUUACACGAGCGAAACCCCAUCAUCGCAAACUGUGGGAGGUGCAGGCGCCAGGCGUUGUUCAGUGGCUGGGGAUCAUUCGAGAACGGAUCUGUGUAGGCUACCCAUCAGGCUUUGCCCUGCUGGCUAUGCAGGGAGAGUCGUCGCCGGUCAGUCUGGUGAGCCCGGGUGACCCCUCGCUGGCGUUUUUGGCCCAGCAGCCUCUGGAUGUGCUUCAUGCUAUGGAAGUGGGGUCCAAUGAGAUGCUGCUGUGCUUCAGUCAGCUGGGAGUGUAUGUGGACGCGACUGGACGACGAUCACGAACUCAGGAGCUCAUGUGGCCCUCCACACCGCUCGCCUGCAGGUCAAACUCGAACUGCCUGACGGUGUACAGCAAUUAUGGCGUUGAUGUGUUUGAUGUUCACACCAUGGAAUGGGUUCAGACCAUCUCAUUAAGAAGAAUUCAGCCUCUGAAUGUGGAAGGCAGUCUGAACCUUUUGGGCACUGAGCAACCCCAUCUCAUCUAUUUCAGCAACAACUCCUCAGAUGGCUGUGACCUGGCCAUCCCCGAGACCUCAGACAACAGCAAGAAGCUGAUGGUGAGGACGCGCAGCAAGAGGAAGUUCCUUUUUAAAGUACCCGAGGAGGAGCGGCUGCAGCAGAGAAGGGAGAUGCUGAGGGAUCCUGAAAUGAGAUCCAAGCUAAUCUCUCACCCCACCAACUUCAAUCACGUUGCUCACAUGGGCCCAGGCGACGGCAUGCAGGUCCUCAUGGAUCUGCCUCUGCCGAACGAGACUCCCUCCCCCUCAUCCUCUCGCCACCAUGCCCUGAUCUCCCCUCCGACCAACUUUGAGCACGUCUAUCACAUGAGUCCCGUCUCUGCCGGGCUCUAUCUGCAGAAAGAGCCUUCCUCCCAGCAGAGCCUCCUUCAGUUCUCCUCUUCCUCCUCCUCUCCUUCCACAUCCUCCCUGGGAAGGAGUGUGAUGCCCUCUUCUCAGGACGACCUGUCUAAAGACAAACCUCGACCUCUGUCCAGCAUCUCACGCCAACAGAGGAGCAAGACCCACAUCACCCGCACUGCCUCAGGAGGGGGAGAUUUUGGAGGAGCAGGGUCGUCCCGCAGUAUUUCUGAUCAGGAUCAAGACUACGAGCGAGAGCCCGACUCCGACUCGACCAAGCAUUCCACCCCCUCGAACAGCUCCAACCCCAGCAGCCCACCGAGCCCCAACUCUCCCCAUCGCAGUCAGCUGACUCUGGACAGCCUGGAUCAGUCCCUGGACGGCUGAAAGAGGACAUGACCCUUCAUAAGCGUCCCAAACACACACACACACACCCUGCAUAUCCACCUGCUCUGCAAGGACUCGCUAAAGAAGUGCCAAGACCCUUCCAGCUCCCCAAGGGCCCAAAGGUUUAAACGAUAAAAAGACGCCUCAAUCGCCACAAGCAGAGAGUGUCAGGUGUGUGUGUGUCCGGAAAAAAAAGAAAAUAAAUCUUCAGAGCCACCAAAAUAAGAGAUAAAACCUGCCCCCUGGUGGAAAUGUCACGGUAUUACACUAACCGGCUCAGAUUAGUAGUAUGACAGACUUUUAUUUUAUUUUAUUUUAUUUUAAACCUAAUUUCAUGCCAUGCUCCUGCAAGUUGUUUUUUUUUAUUGUUAUUUACUUUAGUAAGUGAACAUGCAUCACAUCUGCUGUGUCGGAAUUGCUUCUGGAUGAUUAUUAGCUUCCCUUCAAAUCGCUCAAUUGAGUGGGGGAAAAAGACUGCUGUUUUUAAAUGUAUAUUAUCAGGAUCACUCAUCAAAGCGGCCGAAGAGAGGAGCGUUUUGGGAUUAAAAAAAAUAAUCAGAGGAUGAUAAAGGACUGGGACAUUCUUGUAUAAACCAGUUGGACCAGUAACAGAUUCGUCAGAGAAUCGCCUCAUCUCAUUCGAGCAAUAGAUCACCGCCAGAGACUUUAAAGCCAAACCAGAGGGCACUUUUAUUAUGUAAUUUCUCUCUCACUCUUUCAGUUCUGCAUUUAAACCAGCCUUUAUGAAUAUUCAUGUUUUAACGUAGAUGUUUCCCACAAAGAUAUCUAAUUCAGCUUCGGAGACGAACAAAAGCGACGAAAAUGAAACUUUACGUAUAGAUAAGUGUUUUAAUAUUAUUAAUAAUAAUAAUAAUAAUAAUAAUGAAAACAGAAGAGAACGGCACACGGCUACAACUAUUCAUAGGAUUUCAGUAGUUCCUCUUAAGCUGCUACUGCUGCUUUGUGUGCUCUAUUUAAAAUAAAAGCGAGAAAAAAAAAUGUAUAUGUGAUAAGGUUAUCUCAUCAUAGCCGUGCUCUGGUUCCCGAUGUUGACACGUGCGAUCCGUCACUCGUAUCAGAAAGCUGCUGUGGGUUUUUGUCUGUGUGUUAACAUCGUGCAGGCGUGGCUGGCAUAUCCAUUAUCACUCAAGUGUGCCUUCAGUGCCAACUUUCGUUUCAGUAAUAAACUGUGCUAAAGCAUUUCAGUGGUGUGGACGAGACCGACGGUGAUGUGUUAAGUCUCUACUACCCCCCCUCCCCCAGCCCUUCUGAAACACUGUAAGACACUUGCACACGUUUUUAGUUCAAGGAAAUGAUUUUGUGUGAAUUUUUUUUCUCCUCCCUUCUUUAUUUCCCGUAUUUCACUUGUCUGCUUCAUCAGAUGGACGUUUAUCCUCAGAACACUACUGCUUUUACUUUAAAAGAAGAAGAAAAAUGAAUCACAGGUUGAAAUCUUUGUAAUUAUUGACUUGUUAGCCACAUAAAUUUGAACAAACAAUAAAAGAGUACCUGUUGUGCUUUUUUGUUGAA
Messenger RNA from Danio aesculapii, 7419 nucleotides. It is a transcript of the gene cdc42bpb, whose product is annotated as CDC42 binding protein kinase beta (DMPK-like). Gene Ontology annotation, cellular component: cytoskeleton; cytoplasm. Lineage: Eukaryota; Metazoa; Chordata; Actinopteri; Cypriniformes; Danionidae. The record is from RefSeq and is a predicted model, not a curated record. The transcript is spliced from 37 exons. Gene Ontology annotation, molecular function: ATP binding; protein serine/threonine kinase activity. Gene Ontology annotation, biological process: peptidyl-threonine phosphorylation; actomyosin structure organization. The coding region runs from base 571 to 5889 and encodes 1772 amino acids.